UAUUGAAUUUAAUAAAUUCUGCCUAAUACCUUAAUAUAGGAAAGUUAUCGUUCCCUUUGCUACCUCGCCGUGGUGUCCAACAAAUUCCGACCCCGAUUACCACUGCAUAACCAGCAUCGCAAAACGGAAGCUUAGCAUGAUGGCGAGCCUCUCAGUUGGUUUUCCUGUCAUCCCAGUUCGAACCUCUUCUAACCACACUGUUCCUCGUUGUCGGAGAUUAACCGGAAAUGUUAUCGCUUCUGUGAACCAUAAAAAAGAUACCUCUUUUGGAGUUAAAGUUGUUGAAGGCCAUGGCUCGCUCCCCAAAGUCUGCUUGAGCUCGGCUAAUGGAAGUGAGGCUGAAAUAUACUUGUUUGGAGCAUGUAUUACCUCAUGGAAGCCUGAGAAUGGCAAAGACCUCCUCUUUGUUCGGCCAGAUGCAGUCUUCAAUGGGCAGAAACCGAUUAGUGGAGGAAUACCACAUUGUUUCCCACAGUUUGGACCUGGUCCUAUGCAGCAG
Molecule: messenger RNA, 499 nt
Organism: Phalaenopsis equestris
Lineage: Eukaryota; Viridiplantae; Streptophyta; Magnoliopsida; Asparagales; Orchidaceae
Product: putative glucose-6-phosphate 1-epimerase
Biological process (GO): carbohydrate metabolic process
Molecular function (GO): isomerase activity; carbohydrate binding
Source: RefSeq, a predicted model, not a curated record